UAUUGCCUAUACCCCGUCGCGAUCUCUCUCUCCACGACUGUCCAAGUCGUUGUUCUCUCCUUUCCUUCAUCUCAGUUCGUCCUCCACUCUGAUCGAUUGGUUGCUUUAAGAUUUCAACAAAUCUUUUCAUCCAAGACUUUAAAGAUCUCCACUCCAAGCCUCCAAUAUUGAUCUUCAAACUUGGGUCUGUUGUGGCUUUUCUUCUUCUCCCUUUUCUAUUCUGAAAAUCGAUUUUUUCUUGCAAGAUUUGGGUAUUGUGUUGCAAGAUCUGUCAAGUAUUACUUUGAUUUUGCUUCUAAAUAAUUUUUAUUGAUCAGAACGUUAAAUGUUAUUUAUCUGUUGCAAAUGCUUUUCUUGUAUCUCUUUAUAUCUCUGCAUUCUCUUCAUCUUUUGAAUGUCGCUUACAACUAAGGUCACAUUUGGCUGCCACGAGGUCCCCAUCGAGUCUUGCUCCUUUUUGGCAGGCUAGUCUUACGAUUCUUCGUGGAAAUGGUCCCAAACUUUACCGCGGAGGCUGCCACUGUCCUUGCAGUGUUAGUGCGUGGGAAGUUGCUUGAACUCGGCAUUCAUAUAUGAAGCAGAUGGAGAAGGGUUUGAAAGGAUCCGAUACGAGAAGGAAGAAUUAGAACACAACGAAGAUAAGAGCAAAGCAGAAGGAUACUGAAGGACGACGGAUCAUCCUAUGGAUGAGCACUUUACGAGAGUGCGACCAAAGAACCCGUCAAGCGAAGCUCUUGAAAGAUGGAGGAAGCUAUGCGGCAUAGUGAAGAACCCCAAACGACGCUUUCGUUUCACCGCCAAUCUCGCACAUAGGGCCCGGUAUGAUGUGUUCUUGAGCUUCAGAGGCGAAGACACUAGAGCGACUUUCACCUCACAUCUCGACGCCGCUUUAAGGAACGCUGGGAUUCUCGUUUUCAAAGAUGAUGCGGACCUUCCUAGAGGGAAUGCAAUCUCAAGUGAAUUGUCACGAGGAAUUGAACUUUCUACCAUUUCAAUCAUUAUCUUCUCCAAAGAAUAUGCUGGUUCUAGAUGGUGCCUCAACGAGCUCUCACGAAUCAUGGAGCUUCACAGAGCACAGGGUCGAGUUGUUCUGCCUGUGUUCUAUGGGGUGGAUCCUUCUGAAGUUCGUAAUCAAAUCUCUGGUUUUGGAGAAGCGUUUCAAGAUCUAAUACAAAGAAGUUCACUCACGGAAGAAGAAGUGUUGAGGUGGAGAACAGCUCUCCGUGAAGCCGGGGGCAUUGCAGGGCUUGUUGUGCUCAAUUCCAGGAAUGAAAGUGAAGAUAUCAAGAAUAUCGUUGAGCAUGUCAAUAAAAUAUUGGACAAGAAAGACUUGUUUAUUGCUGACCAUCCUGUUGGAGUGGAUUCUCGUCUACAGGAUUUGAUUAAAGCAUCAGAAAGCCAUUCAUCAAAUGAUGUUCUCUUGCUAGGGAUAUGGGGAAUGGGCGGUAUAGGUAAAACAACAAUUGCCAAAUCCAUUUAUAAUGAAAUUGGUCGAACAUUUGAGAGUAGAAGUUUUCUUUCAAAUAUUAGGGAAGUUUGGGAGAGAGAUAAUGGUCCAAUUAACUUACAGCAGCAACUUCUUUUAGAAAUUUGUAAAACAACAAAGAUGGAAAUAUUUAGCAUUGAUUUUGGAAAAGUCAAAUUGAAGGAAAGUCUUUGCCAUAAGAGAGCACUUGUUGUGCUUGAUGAUGUGAAUAAGGAUGAGCAACUGAAUGCUUUAUUUGGAAGUCGUGAAUGGUUUGCUCCAGGAAGUAGAGUAAUUGUCACAACUAGAGAUAAGCAUUUGCUCAAUGUUCUUAAAGUGAACCAUGUAUAUGAAAUGGAAAAGAUGGACCUGAGUGAAUCUAUUGAGCUUUUCAGUUGGCAUGCUUUUAAGCAACCAAGUCCUAGAAAGGGAUUCAUUGAACUUUCUAGAAAUGUAGUUGCUUAUUCUGGAGGACUGCCACUAGCUCUUCAAAUCCUUGGUUCCUAUUUAUGUGAUAGGGAAGUGAGAGAGUGGAAGAGUGUACUAGAGAAACUAAAAAAAAUCCCCAAUGAUGAGAUACAAAAGAAGCUAAAAAUAAGUUUUGAUGGGUUAAGUGAUGACACGGUGAAAGAAAUCUUCCUUGAUGUAUCUUGCUUCUUUAUUGGAAUGGAUAGGAGUGAUGUCACAAAGAUAUUGGACAGUAGCAGACUAUUUCCAGACAUUGGAAUAAGUGUCCUUGUGGAGCGGAGCCUUGUAACUAUUGAUGAGAAGAACAAGCUUGGCAUGCAUGAUUUGCUGCGAGAUAUGGGGAGAGAAAUAAUCCGAGAACGAUCACCUAAAGAGCUUGGAAAGCGUAGUAGGUUAUGGUCUCAUGAAGAUGUGCUUGAUGUAUUAUCAAAACAAACUGGUACAGAAUUUGUUGAGGGGCUAGCUUUGAAUCUGUCGCAAACCAAUAAAGAUUAUUUUUCUACCAAAGCAUUUAAGAAGAUGAAGACACUCAGAUUGCUCUGCCUUGGUAAUGUGGAGCUUGAUGGAGACUACAAAUACAUUAGUAGAGAUCUCAGAUGGCUUUGUUGGUAUGGGUUUCCUUUGAGAAACAUCCCUGCCAACUUAUAUCAGAAAAAUUUAGUUGCAAUUGAGUUAAAAUAUAGUAGCCUCAAACAAGUUUGGAGGGAACCCCAGUUAUUGGAGAGGCUGAAAAUCCUGAAUUUUAGUCACUCCCCUUUCUUGAUGCAAACUCCUGACUUCUCAAAACUACCAAAUCUUGAAAAGUUGAUUCUUAAAAAUUGUCCAGAUUUGUCCAUUGUUCAUCCUACCAUUGGACAUGCCAAUAAACUGCUUCUAAUAAACUUGAAGGAUUGUACUAACCUCCGCACUCUCCCGAGAAGUAUCUAUAAUUUAAAAUCCCUAAAAACUCUCAUUCUGUCUGGUUGUGCAAGGAUUGAAAAGUUAGAAGAAGACAUAGAGCAAAUGGAUUCCUUGACAACUCUGAUUGCUGAUGACACUGCAAUAACACAAGUGCCUCUUUCUUUGACUAGGUUAAAAAGCAUUGGCUAUAUAUCUCUUUGUGGCUAUAGGGGAUUGUCACGUGAUGUGCUUCCUACUCUCAUUUGGUCAAGGAUGUCCCCAACAAAUAAUCCUUUAUCUCUAAUUCCAACACAUGUGGGCAUGCCAAUUUCCUCGGAUAUGUUGAAUAGCAAUAUGGGUGGUCUUUCAUUUAUUUCUACUAACUUGGCAAAACUACAAAGCCUUUUGUUGGAAAUCAUAUCACAGAAUGACCCUGAAAUGAUUCGAGGUGCUGCCAAAAUUUUGGGGUCCUUUUAUGCCAGAAUUUGCAUGGACAUGGCAACAAUAUCAAAUACUUCAAAAAUCUUAGAGACUGAAUCUUCUGUGUUAUCUAGUCGUGAUAGUGAGGUUCACAUCUCAAGAUCAGAAAAUUGUUUGAGACAUCUUCUAAUUCAAAUAGCAAAGAAUGACCAAGUCACUGCUACUCUUCUAGAGAAUAUUUCACAGGGAUUGACUCCUAGUAGGUAUGGUGAUGUUUGUGUCCUCCCUGGUGACAUAUAUCCCUAUUGGCAAAGUUUCAAGGGUGAAAGAGCUUCUGUGAAAUUUAAAGUGCCUCGAGUUAGUGGUCGUGAUUUAAAAGGGAUGAUCAUUUGUUGUGUAUAUUUCCCUUCAGGUGAUCUGGAAAAGAUGGCUUUUGAAUCUUUUAUUAGCAUGAUGAUCAUAAAUUAUACAAAGACAACCACUCUGCACUACAGGCAAGAUUCACUGACUUCAUUUGAAGAAGCAGAGUGGAAGGAAAUAAUAUCAAAUCUAAACCCAGAUGACCAAGUGGAGGUGAUUGUAGUUUUUGGUAAAGGACUCACUGUAAAAUGGACAGCAAUCUACUUGAAAUAUUACGAGUCAUUUGAUGAACAGAUGGAACAUCCACCAUCACCAAGCAGAGAAAUGUGUAGAGAAGACAAAGGCCAUGAUUUUGAGCUCUCGGGUUGUCCCAAAAACAAAAACAAGGAAAAGAAAAAGAAAAAGAAAAGAGCUCUCGGAGAAGAGAAAGUGGUGGAUUUCCACGAUCCAGUGAAGGGGUCCAGGAGGAUAGGACUUGCACUGAUUAAACAUUUGUUCCUUAUUUUUGUAUUAGUAUUUUUGUCUUUUUUGUUUUAUAUGAUUUCUUAAAUUAUCUGGGGUUCUAGAAAAACUCCAUACAUAAUUUGUUUCUUAUCUUGAUAAAUUACGUUUAAUAUUUUUUAUCAGUAAUGAGCAUACUUUAGUUGGUGUAUAA
This is a messenger RNA of Prosopis cineraria, 4247 nucleotides long. Its product is annotated as disease resistance protein RPV1-like. NCBI's taxonomy places the organism in Eukaryota, Viridiplantae, Streptophyta, Magnoliopsida, Fabales, Fabaceae. The transcript has 7 exons. The record is from RefSeq and is a predicted model, not a curated record. The coding region runs from base 683 to 4141 and encodes 1152 amino acids. Gene Ontology annotation, molecular function: calmodulin binding; ADP binding. Gene Ontology annotation, biological process: signal transduction; defense response.